Molecule: messenger RNA, 789 nt
Organism: Suillus clintonianus
Lineage: Eukaryota; Fungi; Basidiomycota; Agaricomycetes; Boletales; Suillaceae
Product: S-adenosyl-L-methionine-dependent methyltransferase
Exons: 6
Coding region: 1-789 (262 amino acids)
Molecular function (GO): S-adenosylmethionine-dependent methyltransferase activity
Source: RefSeq, a predicted model, not a curated record
AUGGCGACAAAGGUGCAUACUGUUGCACAGACAGGCUUCGGGACUGGGACGAAUGAGCUUUAUGAUCGGGCUCGCCCGUCGUACCCAGCGGAGUCACCUUUGAACAUCGUCGAAAUUGGGGCAGGGACAGGUAUUUUCACCCGUGCCUUGUUAGCUCACCCUGAGUGGGCUACGAGCAUUGGCACGCUGAGGGCUGUCGAACCUAGCGACGGCAUGUGUGAUGUGUGGACGAAGACUGUCAAUGAUGAUCGCAGUACCAUUGUCAAAGGAACAUUUGAUAACACUGGUAUCGAAGAUGGGUGGGCAGACCUUAUUAUUAUCGCACAGGCUUUCCAUUGGUGCCCCGACUAUGGGAAAGCAUCGGCUGAAUUCGCCCGUAUCUUGAAGAAGGACGGUGCAGUUGUGUUUAUAUGGAACCUUGAAGACAGAGAUGGUGCAGGCUGGGUUGCGCAACUCCGUGACCGCAUCGAGGUUCAUGAGAAAGGGACACCCCAAUUUCGCCUCGGUCUCUGGAGGAAGACGUUCUCUACACCUGAGUAUAUCUCCUCGUUCCACCCUCAGGAUGAGGAAGAAUGGGCAUACCAUCUUCUUGCUAGCGAGCAAAUUGUUACGGAUCGCGCUAAGAGUAAGAGUUACAUUACCAUGCUCCCUCCAGAUGAAAAGGCCAAGGUAGUGGAGGACGUCAAAGGUAUCCUUGAGCGGGGAGAUGAUAAAGUCUGGAUUAACAAGGAGGAAGGCACGUAUCAAUAUCCAUAUAAGACUUACAUAGUGGUAUCUAGAAAGAAGUAG